Corythoichthys intestinalis (scribbled pipefish) is the source of this 2134-nucleotide messenger RNA. RefSeq names its product neutrophil cytosolic factor 2 (gene ncf2). Gene Ontology annotation, molecular function: protein binding; superoxide-generating NADPH oxidase activator activity. The transcript has 16 exons. Lineage: Eukaryota; Metazoa; Chordata; Actinopteri; Syngnathiformes; Syngnathidae. The record is from RefSeq and is a predicted model, not a curated record. Gene Ontology annotation, biological process: superoxide anion generation. The coding region runs from base 466 to 1953 and encodes 495 amino acids.
UAAAACGUUGUAAGAUUAGUCACCAAUUUGUAAGGCGCAACUAUUUGGAAAAUUGCCAAUGGCCUCGGGUUGACAGGUAUGGUAACAUUUGACGCAGGCAACAAUUUGAAAAGUACUGGAGUAAAAGUACAGAUACGUGCUGAAAAAUGUAGUGAAGUAAAAGUAAAACUACCACUUCAUAUUUGUACUCAAGUAAAGUACAGAUAUACAAAAUGUAUUUAAGUACAGUAACGAAGAACUUUUACUUUGUUACAUUUCACCACCGUUUUAUACAAGCAAUAAAACGACAAAUUGCCAUAAAAGGUGCACUUAUUGAUAUCUACAACCAGGCAAGAGAAGUGAUGGUACAGUCUUGUGUGUCAAUGACUCAUGUCAUCACUUCCUGACCUUGGUGGUACAAAUCAGAACGACUCCAGCUUCCUUUAUUUGCUGUGAAAGCGCACAGUGAAGUCCUAACCAGCGACCAUGGCUUUUUUGGAUACUCUUCGUCAAUGGGACGACGCAGUAACAUGUGUGGACAGAAAUGAUUUGGCUGAAGCACUCAGGAUGUUCUUGUCCAUCCAAGAACCAAACUCUAAAAUUUGCUUUAACAUCGGCUGUCUCCAGCUUCUGAACCAAAACCUGGAUGCUGCAGAAAAGGCUUUUGACUGCAGCAUAUGCAAGGAUGAACAUUUGGCUGUGGCCUUCUUCCAAAGAGGAAUCACCUUUUACAAAAAGAAGAGGUAUGAGGAGAGUGUCAGUGACUUCCAACUAUCCCACAAGGCUCUGAGGGGCAACCAGCUGAUAGAUUACAAAGUGCUUGGUCUCAGAUACAAGUUAUAUGCAUGUGAGGUUUUACACAACAUGGCCCUGGCGGAGGCUCACUUGGGUCAGUGGGAAAAAGCCCAGAAGAACCUUGUGAAGGCUUUCGAAUGCAAAACCGAUGCAAAGCAGAGUGUCCUCGACAGAGCUAUGCAGUCUAUCCUGAAACAGAAAGUUUUUAAAGCAGUCGAGUUCCCAGCCACUGUGCUGUUUCGACCGAAUAAACAUUACGUUGCUGAACUGGAAAAGAAGGACUACUUGGGAAAAGCCAAGGUGGUUGCUUCUGUUAUUCCUCAGGAUAAAUUCUCUGGAUUUGCACCUUUAAAGCCACAGGUUGAACAGGAACCUUCAGGUCCUAAGGAGCCUGAGGUUAUGAGGGCUUUGGAAGGAGACCCUCACAUCGUGCGCUACGAGUUUAUCCCCGAGACGAGCGACGAGCUGGCUGUUGUCCCUGGCAAUAUUGUGUUUGUUCUGCAGAAAGGGUCCGACAACUGGGCCUCAGUCGUCUUUAACGGAAGAAAGGGACUUGUUCCUUACAAUUACCUGGAACGCAUGGAAAUGUCCUUGGAUACUAAGCAGAAGAACGAACUAUCAGAACCUCCAAAUCGGGAACCACCGACCAGGCCAGAAAGGAAACAAGGUCUCAAUCGUACAGACAGAAGCAAUGGAGAUUUACGGCAGGAGGAGGCCCAACUUCCUGACAACUCGUGUAUUGUCAAAGUGCAUUACACAUUCAACUUUGCAGUGUCUCUAACAAGUGGCUCCACUUACUCGACACUUAUCGAAAAGAUCAGUAAAAAACUGAACGUUUCCACCGUUUCAGUCACGUUGAGGUUGACAUCAGAUCCAACAAGUGUCUUGAAUGAGAACACAGACAUGGAGAGCGUUUGGGGUCGCGCUCAGAACAAGCACCUGACAUUGUGGUGUAAUAUCAAGGACCAAACUGGAGUACAGCAACCACAGAAUGAGAUUGUUUUUGUGGCACUUCACUCUUACGAAUCAUCAAAUCCUGAGGAUCUCAAUUUUAACCAGGGAGAUAAAAUCACUCUCAUCAGUAAAAUUAACCAGGACUGGUUGGAAGGACAUUCUAAUGGAAACACUGGCAUCUUUCCUGUAUCCUUUGUGGAGGAAGUUCCUGUGAAUGACCAGUGAUGCAAUAGCGAUACCUCUCCUGCCUUCCACAGCUUUCCCCACAGGCGUCUCCCCCAACUUUUGCUCCAAGCCACGCCAGCUCCGAGUUGCCAGAAAUGAUGCUGAAAAGACACAGUGAACAUAAGUGUGCUUCACCCUAAUACUGCAAGUUUAAGACAAUAAACAACUGAAAAUCCAUCAA